Ilex paraguariensis (yerba mate) is the source of this 450-nucleotide messenger RNA. The record is from the annotation of a GenBank genome assembly. NCBI's taxonomy places the organism in Eukaryota, Viridiplantae, Streptophyta, Magnoliopsida, Aquifoliales, Aquifoliaceae.
AUGGCUCCUCCAACUUCAAGACUAGUAGUUCCCAUAGACCCAAGGAAGAAGCCAUGGGAGCAGAAGCAACCUCUUCACAAUCGUUGGCACCCAGAAAUACCGCCGGUCGCCGAGGUUAAAACCGGUGAGGUAUUCAAGAUAGAGAUGCUAGACUGGAUAGGAGGGUGCAAGACUGGUGGUGCCCAUAGAUUUGAAGAAGAAGCCACGAGAACAGAACUUCCCCUUCACAAACGAUGGCACCCAGACAUACCCCCAGUUGCAGAGGUCAAAGUUGGAGAGGUUUUCAGGGUUAAGAAGGUGGAUUGCAGUGGUGGUGGCAUUACCAAGGAGUACACUGCUGAAGAUAUCAAACAUGCUGACAUCUCUACUGUGAGUUUAUUUACCUUAUCUUCUAGGUCACUGUCAGCAUAUACUGAACUACUAAGCACACUUGGUAAGCACAAAACAUAA